Scheffersomyces stipitis CBS 6054 is the source of this 999-nucleotide messenger RNA. It is a transcript of the gene FBP1, whose product is annotated as fructose 1,6-bisphosphate 1-phosphatase. The record is from RefSeq and is a predicted model, not a curated record. Gene Ontology annotation, biological process: gluconeogenesis; sucrose biosynthetic process; fructose 1,6-bisphosphate metabolic process. Gene Ontology annotation, molecular function: fructose 1,6-bisphosphate 1-phosphatase activity. The transcript has a single exon. Gene Ontology annotation, cellular component: cytoplasm; cytosol. Lineage: Eukaryota; Fungi; Ascomycota; Pichiomycetes; Serinales; Debaryomycetaceae. Bases 1 to 999 code for a protein of 332 amino acids.
AUGAAUGUCGAAACCGACAUCAUUACAUUGACCAGAUUCAUCUUGCAAGAACAGCAAAAGUUGGCUCCAGCCGCCACCGGUGAAUUGUCCUUGUUGUUGAACUCCUUACAGUUUGCCUUCAAAUUCAUCGCCCACAACAUCCGUCGUGCUGAAUUGGUUAACUUGAUUGGUAUUUCAGGUACGGCCAAUUCUACUGGAGAUGUUCAAAAAAAGUUGGAUGUCAUUGGUGACGAGAUUUUCAUCAACGCCAUGAAGUCCUCCAACAACGUCAAGGUAUUGGUUUCGGAAGAACAAGAAGAUUUAAUUAUCUUUGAAGGCGGUGGUCGUUAUGCCGUGUGUACCGAUCCUAUCGAUGGUUCUUCCAAUAUCGAUGCUGGUGUCUCUGUCGGUACCAUUUUCGGGAUCUACAGAUUGAAGGACGAUUCCAAGGGUUCUAUUAAUGAUGUGUUGAGAAAAGGUACGGAAAUGGUUGCUGCUGGUUACACCAUGUACGGUGCCUCGGCCCACUUGAUGUUGACUACAGGCCAUGGAGUCAAUGGUUUCACCUUAGAUACCCAAUUGGGAGAGUUUAUCUUGACUUCGCCAAACUUGAGCAUUCCAAAGAGCAGAGCAAUUUACUCCGUUAACGAAGGUAACUCAUACUACUGGCCUGAAUACAUCAAGAAGUACAUCGAGGACUUAAAAAAGCCCCAGGACGACUUGAAGGGCAAGCCUUACUCUGCCAGAUAUGUCGGAUCCAUGGUUGCCGAUAUCCACAGAACCUUGUUGUAUGGGGGUAUAUUCGCCUAUCCUGCUGACACCAAGUCCAAGAACGGAAAGUUGAGAAUUUUGUACGAAUGUUUCCCUAUGGCCAUGUUGAUGGAACAGGCUGGCGGUUCCGCUGUCAACGACAAGGGUGAGAGAAUCUUGGACAUCUUGCCAAAGGGCAUCCACGACAAGAGUGGAAUCUGGUUGGGUUCCCAAGGAGAAAUCGACAAAUUCCUUACAUAUCUCCCAUAA